This is a messenger RNA of Penicillium verhagenii, 222 nucleotides long. RefSeq lists its product as uncharacterized. The record is from RefSeq and is a predicted model, not a curated record. The transcript has a single exon. The coding region runs from base 1 to 222 and encodes 73 amino acids. NCBI's taxonomy places the organism in Eukaryota, Fungi, Ascomycota, Eurotiomycetes, Eurotiales, Aspergillaceae.
AUGCCUCUACACCAAGUACGUGAGCAAAGAGCCAGAGGCUUGAACGGGGAGGAGGGGGAGGUGGAAGGGCAGGGGCAAAGGGACAGGGACGAGGACGAGGACGAAGACGGGGGAGGGGAAGGAGAAGGAGGGGAGAAGCCCGGAGACAAUUGCAAGAUCAGAUCAGUUGUGGAGUGUCGUCGUUUCUCACGCUCGCAAGCUCGAAAGCCUGGAGACUUGUAA